AUGCAACAGCUGUAUCAUCCGAUGGCGUAUCGUAACGAGCUAUAUGAUCGCACUGCCGGCUAUGAUGUUCCACGUGGUCGACCAGCUCCAAACUAUUACCAGAAUCAGCCUUCUGGUGGGACUUCCAAUGGACGAUAUCCCAAUCUUCAUCUGGACCUAAACCGUGUUCGCUAUCCAUCAGGGUCCACCUCACAGCAGCAGCAACAACGGACACCACGCCAGCGUAGUUUCGACGACACGGAAUCGUACCAUUACUAUCGAUGUCAAAAUCAAUCCAACGGAAUAGCGAAGUACGACAACUUGUACGAGCGCGUAAGAGAGGAACCGGCCUACCAGAAUACGGGAUCCUUUGCACCGGCUGCCAACCGUGCCGCGGGCCUUUUCGGGCGGUUCGAUGUGAUUGGGCAUGGUGUUGGACGUAUCGAGCGCCAUUUAAGCUCAUCCUGUGGAAACAUUGAUCACUACAGUCUCGGCGGACAUUACGCCGUGCUCGGACACAGCCAUCUCGGAACGAUGGGUCACAUCCGACUUAAUCAGACAAACAGCAGCGGAUCGAACGGUGUAGCUGGUGCAGCAAACGGUCCGCACUGCACGAAUGGUACCACGGUUCCACAACCAAACCCAACCAAGGAUUCAUCGUCGGUGAAUGUGAAGAGUUUCUUCAGCUGUCUCGGUGGAGAGAACUCACAAUCGAUGAACAAUCUGAACAAAUCAUCCACAUCGAAUGGAACGGCGGUUGGUGGAGUGUCUGCAACCAAUGGAAAUGAUAGUACAUUGCCCGUGCCUGGAUCGGCAGGAUCAUCAAGUGCAGGAGGAGGAAAUGGUGGGGGACAAGGUAGUAGCAUUAUGGGUGGCUUGGCGAGUGCUGCCGCUGUUGGUGUGAAUGGUACCGGGUCGGGUAGUACAAUGGGAGGCAAAUCAACUGGCGCGAUACCGAAGAUAAGCCGAAAAUCGAAACAAUCACAGCAAGUUCCACCGGAUCCGGUUGGCAAUGUACCGGCGCCACCGUCGCUCGUUGUCGGAAAUGGUUUGCCUCAAUCUGAUGUUUCCCUUGGGACAGGAGAUCCAACGUACUCGAAUGCAUGUGGAGGUCGGGUUACAAAGCCCUCGCUGCAGUGGUUACUGGUGAACAAGUGGCUUCCUCUAUGGGUCGGACAAACGCCUCCAGAUUACAAGUUCAUCGAUUUUAACUUCAUGUUUUCACGAAACUGUGACGGUUGUGCGUCAGCAGGUGGAUCACAUGGGCAGCAACAGCAGCAGCAAGAGCUCGUACGGUAUGGGACGAUCGAUCAAGCCGAUUAUAUUCCACCGGCCCGGGAGUAUCCCACCAUGACCGGAAGUUACCCGAGAGUGCUUCGCAAUACACCCCAGCUGGCUCGUUUGCGUGAACAUGAGUAUGAGAAUGUACCGCUGAAUGAUCCGCCCACACGUGGGACACGUGGCAUUUCUGCCCUUCAACCAGCGCGAGCCCGCUCGGAAAGUCCCAGUCGUUCUGGAGCUGAUCCAUUACUGCGUACCUGGGCAUUCAAUUUCGAAAACAAUACUUUCCGUCCAGCGCGUAGUCCGGCGCUAACGACAGGAUCCUCCAGUUUUACUAUAAACCGUGAUAAACCGCGUGCUGUUCGUCGAAUUACGGAUGGAACGUUCGGCGUACGAGAUAUACAACAAACAGACACAGAAAAACCCGGACCGAGUGGAUUGGCAGGAAAGUUUGUCGGCAUGAAGCAGACAGAACCGGACAAAGAGGAUGGUCGCCUUUCGUCGGCGUCUUCGUCGUCGGAUUCGGAUAACUUUGCCAUCGAAUCGCUUGCCGCGGAAUCCGGCGGGCAACCGGAAGAAGAGGAGGAUGAGGAUGGUAGCACCCGGUCGGCGGAUAUUCGUCCGGAUGGUGGACCUGUGGGCAAUUCUACCGAAAAGGAACAGGUCGGUUCCUCCUCGAACGAUACAUCCGAUUCGUUAAACUAUGACGGGCCGGAAACUGCCGAUCGAUCACUUUCGGAGGAUGAAGUUGAGCUGGCAGUUGUUUGCGCUGUCAACGUGGACGGGAGCGAACGACCGGACCCGACGGUGUCGGAAUAA
Anopheles marshallii is the source of this 2079-nucleotide messenger RNA. RefSeq names its product ring canal kelch homolog. The transcript has a single exon. Bases 1 to 2079 code for a protein of 692 amino acids. NCBI's taxonomy places the organism in Eukaryota, Metazoa, Arthropoda, Insecta, Diptera, Culicidae. The record is from RefSeq and is a predicted model, not a curated record.